AUAAGAGACCUCUGUGAAGACAAUGGUAACUAAAUGCAGGCCGUCCCGUUAAGACGGAGGCUUGCGUACCCUGAUUACAUGUAACCUUUCAUCAGCCGUCAUCGGCAAAAAGCAAGUACGUCAGUAAGCAGAGGAAAGAUGGCUACGAAUGUUGCUCCUGAAUGUCAGUAUUUUUACGAGGAUGUCAUUUAUCGCGUGGACAAAAAAGGCAACGUCGUUUUCGGUAUCAUCAUGGAAAACGAUGAUCAGGAUAUGUCCGACGAGAGCUCGGAUGGAGAGGAAAGUCCUAAAAGAAAAAAGGGUGAGAUCCGUGUUGUCUGGCAUCCGUCUGGAGAUGAAGAAUUAAUAAAUUCUAAAAAGGUGCAUUUAGCUGAUAGGACAUUAAUGCCAGGUGAUGUUGUGCGUCGUAUGAUUAAAGGAAAAGAUACGCAAAGAGGAUAUUGUAGAGAUAUCGAGCUUACUGCGUGCAUCCAAAUUAUCGGCACUAAGCAAGUUCUUACCAAUAUUAGGAGCGAAGAUUUAGUUCCUUUAGAAGAAUUUGCUACAGAAAUUGCAGUUUGUAUGGAUUCGUGGGUAGGUGGAAUUAAAAUGACACAUUUCAAAGUUUGGGUAGCUACACCUGAUGGAUCUCGUUGUGUUAUCAAUGAAAUGGAUUCACGUGCAUUAGGACAACUAGAAGAAAAACGGGAUAAUGACAACGAUUUUCCUCAUUCUACUGAAUUUUAUCCUGGUCAAAGUUUAUGGGGUCCUAUUCACUGCCUUGAACAAGCACAAUGGAUUCAUUGUACGAAAGAAAUGAAAGUAAAAAGAAAAACAAAACCAUUGAAAAUAACCAAAGUAAUCGUAGAGAAAGUUGAAACAGAUUGGGUAGGAGUCCAAUGGCAAUGUAGAGCAUAUUCAAAAGAUGGAGCUUGGUCUGAUCAAGCUCAACCUAAAUUUGUAGUCGAAGGAGAGGAUUUAAAAAAGUUAAAGUUACUUAAUGUCUUUGAACCAUCUACAUUACAAGUUGGUGAUCGUAAUUAUUAUGUAAUUAAGGGCAAUGAAAAUGUUAUAACUCGAGAACAAUGGAAAAAACAACAAAGAGAUAUUUUUCAAGUUCCUAAGCAUAGCCCAAAAAAAAUACGUCCCAAUAUUAAUAUCACAAAACCAGCUGAUGAUAAAACAACGAAUGAUAAAAAAGUUGAAGAGAGAAAAAAGGGAAAAGAAAAAGAAAAUGUGAGUGAAGAAUCCGUAGAAGAUAGUACACAAAACAAUAUUAAUAAUUUACAAAAUAUUACAAGUAGUAAUACAUUAAUGCCACCUCCACAAGUACAAAAUACUGAAAGUUCAGAUGAUUGGGAUACAGAAGAUACUGGUUCUCAAAGUGACACUGGUUCGAUAUCUAGUGGAUGUUCCAGUAUGUCAUCUAUGGGUAAAAAGAAAAAAGGUCCUGCAUUAAUGACAAAAGUAUUGAAAAAGAAGAAACUAUGCAAAGCCAAAAAAAAAGUACCACCAGCUCCAUUAAUUCCAGGAACCAAGAUAGUUGUGGAAACACUCUCCACCAAUACAAAAGCUAAUGUUGUGUGGCAAGAUGGUUCUGUAGAAUUUGGUAUUCCAUCAACACAGUUAUAUCCGAUUCAUCAUUUGGACGAUAAAGAAUUUUUCCCAGGUGAUUUUGUUUUAGAUCAAAAAGAAGAAUCUCGAAUGUAUGGUGUUGUACAAAGUGUUGAUCAUCAAGGUCGAACCGCUAAAAUAAAAUGGUUUAGAACAUAUACUUGUAGUCAAACUCCACAACCAACUUUAUUAGAAGAACGUGAAGUAAGUGUUUAUGAUUUGAAGGAUCAUCCUGAUUUUCAAUAUAGACCCGGUACAGUGGUAAUACGUAUAGCUAAUUUUGAAGGAGAAGACGCAGGAUGUACUGCUGGACAAGUAUUGGAUAAUUAUCCAGAAGGUCGUGUUAAAGUAUGGUGGGUCGAUGGACAUAUUAGUAUGUGCUGGCCACAAGAUUUAUACAAAGUUGGUGAAUAUGACAGUGAUGAAGGAGAACUUUGGGAUGAUGUAUCAUCAGAUGCUUCAUGGGAAACUGAGUUAGAAGAUUGUUUCAUUGCUGAUACUGAUACAACAGAGCAAACCGAGCUAGAAAUUAUAAAACCAAAGUUAGCUGCACACAUUGAAAAAGCUAGAAUCGCAAUGUCGAGAUUAGAAGAACUUUUUACACAAAAUCCGUCAUUGCAAACUACAGAAGUAAUGCGAAAAUUGCUGGAAGUUUAUAAAGACUGUCGAUAUAUGGAUAAACUUAUGGGUACAUCAUUUUUCCAUGAAAGUCAUUUUCAAGGAUUACUCGAACGUGUAAGAGAACGUGGAAGAGCAAAUGUAGCACAACGAAUGGCAGAUCAAGUAACAAGACUGUUUACUCAAAAAUCUGAUGGAUCAGAAGAAGAAAAUGUAAGUAAAGACAAUCCAAAUAUUACUCAAAAUACUCCUUGUACUAUAGAAAGAAUAGUAACUAAUGUAAUGGACGUAGCGACAACAGCUAGCAAUAAAAAUAAUGAAGAUGAUAAUAAUAAAAAACAGAACAAAGAGGAAGCAGAAUCAAAUAAUCGAUUGUUGAUUAAUGUCAAUCCCUAUCCUGAAGAUUCUGGAUUAUAUUCUGCUGAGAACUCGAAAAAAGAAUCGGGUUCUAGUGACUCUAGUGGAGAAUUUUUACUUAGUGAGGAUGUUAAUAACGAACGUUUACCAGCCGCAUUGGCAACCGAAUCAGUAAAAGCAGCAGAAAUAGAUAAAAGUUCAAAAAUGCAAACGCACGAAGCAAAUUCUCAUAUUGCUAGUUCACACGUUUGUGUAAAACUUUGUACCCUUAUAAAAGCUCAAUUAGUAUUGGCGCAUUCAGAAGUUUCAAAGCGCUUUGGUUUAUCAAAAAUAUCAUUAUCAGAUGCGGCAAAAGGUUCAUCGCCUCAUAAAAAACAAAAGAAAGAAGAAGAAAAACAGAUAGAAAAAUUGUCAGAACCACUCGAAUCUAUAGUAGAUAUCCCACUAUUAAUUUAUGCAGAAGGUGAAGGAUUCUCCAUAGAAGAGACUGCUCCGGAUAGUCAUAAAUUCAAAUUAACAAUGUUCCAACCUACAGAUCCAAGUAAUUUCUUUAGAACGGUUUCGAAAGAAUUGAAACUUUUAAAAAGUUCCCUUCCACCGGGAGUGUGGGUAAAAGGUUUCGAAGAUCGUAUAGAUUUAUAUUCUGUGAUGUUCCGUGGUCCUGAAAAAACACCAUACGAGGACGGACUUUUUCUUUUCGACUUUCAAUUGUCUGCAGACUAUCCUGCUGCUCCCCCGCUAUGUCAUUAUAUUUCUUAUUGUAGUGAAAGACUUAACCCCAAUCUUUAUGAAGAUGGGAAAGUAUGUGUGAGUCUUCUUGGAACAUGGUCUGGCCGUGGAACAGAAGUAUGGACUAGUUCUUCUACUUUACUUCAAGUUAUAGUUUCUAUACAAGGUCUUAUUCUUGUAUCAGAACCUUACUUCAAUGAAGCUGGUUUUGAAAAACAAAAGGGUUCUCAACAAGGCAGAGAAAACUCUAGAAUGUAUAAUGAAAUGGUAGUAUUAAAAUUGGUUCAAGCUCAGACUAAAUUAUUGUUACAUCCACCUCUUGUGUUUAAAGACAUAAUUAUAGCACAUUUCAAACGACAUGCAGAAAGAUUAUUACAACGAUUAGAUCUUUGGAUGGAGAUAUCUGAACAACAUAAUAAUCAACAUCCAUUAUCUCCAGUUACACCAACCACAUUUAAGGAAAUUUCAGAAAUUGAUGACAAAAUUCUGCCUGAAUUUCCUUUGAUACCGGCUUCAAGAGGUUUUUGUAUCACACUUAGAAAAACAUUGGCAACAUUUAAAGAUGUACUUAUUAAAGAAAGUAUACUACAAAAGACAAGCAAUUUACCAAAUUAUACAAGAGAAACAAUAAAUAAUACUAUUCAAGAACAUCAAAACAUAAGGACAAAUAUAGAAAACAAAGAAUCGGAAAACGAUACCAGCAGGAGCUGUGUACAAGCUCAAGAUAGUAAAUCAUUAUCAAAUGGCAAUUUAAGAAAGGACUUAAUUUCAUCUUCCCCUGCAAUCCCUCCAAGUGAAAGGAAAAAAAAUUCAUCAGAAAGAAGUACUAGCUAGCCACAAGGUAAACUUAUAUCCAAAUUCAAGCGCAUAAUUUGCGAAAAUUAUACGAAAUUUCGGUAAUAUAUUGAAUUAAUUUAUUAAAUUAGAUCCUACAAAAUGUUUAUGAUAUCUAUUUAUUAAUAUUAACAUUAAUAAUGAGAUAACUCUUAACAAAAAUGCCGCUGUCAUUGCUCCGCAGCUAGGAUAUUGAUAUUGUUUAGUAAUCAUUUAGUAUAAUACAACUGUAAUUGUAUAAGGGACAUAUAUAUAAAAAAAAAAAGUGAUAUGCUAUUCUUGUGCAGUCCUUUGUACAAUUACAAAAAUAAAAUAUAAAAUAAAUAUGUGGUAUAAACCAUUUCGUGAUACACCGGCACCACAUAUAUAUAUAUAUAUAUAUAUAUAUUUAGUUCUAUAAAUCGGCGGCAAUAAACAGCUGCAUUAUUAAACAGAGAAAAAGAUUUGUAAAAGAUAUCUUGAGUAUACAAUAAUACUUCAAUAAAUAAUAAUUCAAUAUAUUGGAUGUUCGAAAUGAUAAUAAAUAAAAGAUAUACUAAUCUUUAGCAAUACGUCGAGCCAACAUGAAAUACUUUGCAAUAGCAUUAAGAGAUAUAUGAUAAUAAUAGUUGUUAAUUACGAGUGAAUUUCAUUGAGUAAAUUUUUAGUAAAAAUUCCUAUCUAUUUAAGAAUAAAUCAUUUAUUAAAUUAUAUUAAAGUCAUUAUGCCAUCCACUAAUGUUACAUUGAAGAAACUAUGAAGUAACUCUAACUGCAGUCAGUAGAUAGUAGUUUAGAGACAACAAUUCAUAUUUAAACAAAAUUAACUGACAGAUAAG
Polistes dominula (European paper wasp) is the source of this 4948-nucleotide messenger RNA. Its product is annotated as (E3-independent) E2 ubiquitin-conjugating enzyme UBE2O. Gene Ontology annotation, molecular function: ubiquitin conjugating enzyme activity. The record is from RefSeq and is a predicted model, not a curated record. NCBI's taxonomy places the organism in Eukaryota, Metazoa, Arthropoda, Insecta, Hymenoptera, Vespidae.